AGUCCGGAAGAAUGAUAACUGCAGGAAUCUUCAAAUCACUGAAAAGCACAAUUUUCCUCUCCUUCCGCAGAGGGAUGGCUUUCACAGAGGCCAAGAUACGAGUGGAGGAUGUGAAUAUAAACUAUGUGAGAGUCGGAAGUGGUGAUAAGGCUGUUCUUUUGAUGCCCGGUGCUUUGGGAUCUGCCCGGACAGAUUUCGGUCCGCAAAUCGACCAACUUCCCAGUCUUCUGCCCAAUUACACAAUCAUCGGAUGGGAUCCUCCAGGCUAUGGGAAGUCAGUUCCACCGAGAAGACUGUUCACGGUGGAUUUCUUCCACAAUGACGCAAAAUAUGCCCACAAACUGAUGGAGAAAUUGGCCUUUCCCACCUACUCGAUCCUUGGAUGGAGCGACGGAGGAAUUACCGGCCUCAUCCAGGCUGCAAAACACCCGGGAGCUGUGGAAAAUCUCGUGAUAUGGGGCUCAAAUGCAUACGUGGACCCAAAGGAGGUCCAAAUCUAUGAAAGCAUUCGUGAUGUCAGCAAAUGGUCAGAAAGGAUGAGAAAGCCAAUGGAAGAAGUGUACGGCAAACAGGAAUUUCCCAAACUCUGGAGCGAAUGGAUUGAUACCCUUCUCACGAUAUACAAGGAAAAGGACGGAAACCUCUGCAAGGAACUCUUGAAAGACAUUCACUGUCCAACGCUGAUCCUCCACGGCGAAAAAGAUCCAAUGAUUGUGCCUGAACAUGUGCCGUUUUUGAUGGACAAGAUCAAAGGGGCUCGUCUACGCAGCUUCCCAGACGGCAAACAUAACAUCCACCUUCGUUAUGCCCAGGAAUUCAACCAGGAAGUGGCCAAUUUCCUCAUCAAAUCGCCAAAAUUGUAAUUUGUUGACAUU
Molecule: messenger RNA, 875 nt
Organism: Phlebotomus argentipes
Lineage: Eukaryota; Metazoa; Arthropoda; Insecta; Diptera; Psychodidae
Product: valacyclovir hydrolase
Exons: 2
Coding region: 12-863 (283 amino acids)
Source: RefSeq, a predicted model, not a curated record